GUUAAAAUGCCAAUUUUAAGAUCCCACCCAAGGGUGCAGAGGAGUAAAUUCCAUCCACACAAGAUGAUGGUCUGAACACGACAAUGGCCGCAUGGAAGAUGGCGACAUGCAGGAGAUGUACGCCUGAGAGGUAUACAGGUGGCCUAUCCGGGAACCUACUCCUCCAGACCUUCCGGAGAAGGCGCGAGAGUCGGGGUAAAGAUUCCGCCAGGUAUCUACCAAGUCAAAGGAGCCGACUAGCUCCUUUAACUUUUUUGCCGAUGCUGGGUUGCGUUGGAGACCCGAGCGGUAAUCCACCUCGAGGGUACAGUAGAAGUCUCCCCUGAGGAUGACGCAGUCCCCAGGAUCGAUGGAACUCAGCAAAGUGGACAGCUGACAGAAUAGGUGUGUCUGCAUCACCCUGCGCCUCGGGGCAUACACAGUGAUAAAAUGCCAAGGUUCACCAUCCAGGCACACGGCCAGGUGGAGCAGAUGGCCGGGCGUGACAUCUUGGACUCUUACGAUUUCCAGCUGGGAGGUUGGGGCCAACAGGAUUGUCACACCACUAGAGUUGGAGUUGAGGUGACUCACAUAGACCACUCCCUGCCACUCCAGGAGCCAAGCCGACUCGUACCCCGGGGUGGUAUGGGUUUCCUGCAGGAAACUCACCACAUACCUCCCAUCCCUGUGGACUGAGAAAUUGUUAUAUCUGCGGGGAGAACCCCUGCUACCGUUUACAUUUAGACUAACUACGGUGAACUUCAUCUUGGGAGUACACUAGGCCUCAGCACCAGUACCCUUCCCGGUGAGAACGGAGGCGUCCUCAGCCGCACUAUCCCGGAAAAAAAGCAAGAAUGCUCUUUGCUUUCCGGGCCCGAGUGGUGCCAACGUCACCCGAAGGAGCGAGGCUGCUUCCCACCCUGAAGUCCCGCACCAGGUCAUCCAGGAAGGAUUUCAGCUGCCGCCUGUCAUUCCCCAACACAGCAUUCCUCUUCCCCUUCCCCUUCCGUCUGAGGAUGACCCUCAGGGACUUCACCAGCCUCGGCAUGCUAGACCAGCGCAGGAAUGCUAGUUUAGGCUGAUGCUUUGCACCCUCAGAGGUGAGAAUGAACUGUCUGAUCUCCUCCACAGGUAUCAAUGGGGAUUUUUCAGGAGGGGUGAGGAUGUCCACUGUCUUGCUAUCAAAGGAGUCUCCCUCCACCCCUUCACUACAAAUAGACCCCCCAUCUUCCUCCCCCUGUGUACUAAUAGACGGCUGCACUUGUAACCCACACUGCGAGCGGGUACCUCACUCAUACCUGCCUGCUCCUCCGUCGCAAUAGUGUGCCUCAUCCACAGUUACGACGAUGGAGGGAUAAUCCCCAGAGAUUCCCCGCAGGCCAUGAGUAGAUGGGGUCGGCAUGCAGAGGACAUCACCCUCCCCAGGAGACAGGUAUGAAGGGGACCCCAGCAACUCUGGUUCUAGGGGUACACGGCAGCUUGAUGCUAACUGAGAGAGGCUGGUCUCCCCUUCGUGAACAUUAUUUGAUACACUUGCCUCCAGGGAGGCACUAGCUACUAAAUCCUGGGUGGAAGGCUCGAGGGCUGUCUCGGUUGCGGGAAGAGGGCUAACACAACCCUUCUGCACAAACAUUCCACCUACUGCAGGACUGGAGGCCACGUCUGGAGUUUCAGGUUUAGAACCGGCCUGCCCUCGGAUUCCCACCCCUUCUGAGGCUCCCCCACCUCGACAUUCCCUGCCCUCUUGGGGGAAGAUCCCCUUCAAGCCGGAGGAGCGCGCAGCUGCAGGAUUCGCCGAUGCAGGGACACACUCCGCUUCCUCGAGCCUCCCGCACCACUUCAGGGCAAGUGUGUUUCUCGCAACAGAACGCCGGAGCGGGCGUGACUCUGCGUUCUCAGGGUGUUUGGAGUUCGUGACCCUCGGAGCUCGUCCCCGUCCCCUGCACGUAGCCUCAAGAUCUCCCACCCGGACCACAGGGGCAAGAGGAGAGGCUGAAACAGGCGCAUGAAUACGGACAGGGGUAGGGGCAGGCGCAGGGGCAGCUGGGGCACUGGUGCCGGAAGUGGACUCCCUCGGGUUUUGAGUGUUGGGACUCCCUCCGAAAGUGCCUCACUUCCCCGCACAUAUGGAGUCCCAGUACACCUAAUGGUCUACCCCCUUGUGCCGGACAGUAAACCCCCCCUCAGCGUCAUCCCUCCGUACCAGCUGCAUGAACAGCUGGAACCAGAAAGAGAUUGUCUCUCUUAAAUUUGUGUCUUAUGGCGGUUAUCUUUACUUGUCCCAAGCAGGCUGGAUAGGGAAGCAGGACCUUGUUGGGAAUGAAAAGCUUGACGACACCGAGGACGAUUCAUUGCGUGGGAGCUGUCACACCAGCUCCAUCUAUAACAAGAUAUUUUCAACCGUGGUCCCCCAACUGAGAGCCCAGUGCACCAACUCAUCAUUCCCCAGAUAAACACUGCCUUCCCCGAGCUCUUUCUCUCCCUCAGCCAAGUCCUCCAGGGCCUCCGCACAUUGAUCCAGGACGAAACAUACAUCGCACCCCACGUUCGUCUUCCACCGUCUGAAACGGGGCAUUGUCCGAGCUUUUGCAGAACUCCCCGAAGGCCUGGAGACCGGUCCGGCGUUAUGUCGGAAUCGAGAACUAUGCGGCGGGGCCGGUGAUAAAGUCCUGGAGCGUUUUCGGUCCCGAGAAGCCGGAACGUGGUACGGACGGAUCAGAUUCCCUUAAAUAGCUGGAAUGGAGAGAGGAUUCUUCUGUUGCUGGGGCAGUGGGAAGGCACCCAACACUCGACAGUACCUGAUUGGCCCGGCGCCAGAAAUUACAAAGCCAGGAAAGGCUCCGUCGGUCCUGAAGAAUUCCCAGGCCGUGAGAGGUCCGCCUCCACGCCGACAGAGGAGGAGAGACGUUUCCCCGGUGUUAGAGGGGAACGACCGUUUUCGCAGCGGCCACAGCUGGGAGCUACUCGGGUCGCGAACCACCGGGGAUAAGGACGACAGCUCUCAGAAUCUGAAUCAGCACCCACACGUCCAUCACUCCGGAAUCAUGAAGGCUGGCUGCCUGCUCACGCUCUCCGUUCUCCAUGGUCUGGUACUGCCCGUGGGUGGAGGCCGUUUCAAGCGUCAACUGGAACAGCUGGGGAGCAUGAUCGAAUGUCGUGUGGGUGAAGGCCGCUGGCUCACGUGGAUCGACUACUUAGACUACGGCUGUUACUGCGGCAUUGGCGGCCAAGGCCAGCCCCUAGACGGCAUAGACGGAUGUUGCCGUCUACAUGAUAUUUGCUACGGGAAGCUGGAGUCCAAAGGUGGGUGCCGCUGGUAUCACUACCCCUACUGGACCCACUACACGUGGAUCUGUGGGCGUAAGCAGUCCCUCGCCUGCGUUGACCCCCAUGGAACGUGUGCACGCUCUGUCUGUGACUGCGACAAGAAGCUGGUCGACUGUUUCUCCCGGAGCAGCUACGACCCGGACCUGAGAGGCAUCAAUAAAGAUGUGAUGUGUCAGCCCUGAGCUCCCUGCAGCAGCACCCAGGCUGCAAUCUGAGCCCCUCUUACCACAGGCCGGUCUCUCCCUCCCUCCCUGCUCAACCACCACCCUUUCCUGACGGCUUGGGUGUGGGUGGGGGGUAGGGACAGAAUCACCAACGGGUCCCCAUCAUCCCUCACAUAUAACAAUCCAACCCAAUCCCAGUCCCACCACCCCUCGCACUGAACCCAAUCCGUAAAUCUCCACCUUCCUCAACUCCACCCGUCAUCUGCACUCCUCCAUCUGCCCAUCACAUCCCCCCAUCUCACUUUUCACUCGACCUCCAUCACUUCUCCCCAUCUCUUCAUCCAGCCCCGAUCCCUCAUCUC
Messenger RNA from Hypanus sabinus (Atlantic stingray), 3832 nucleotides. RefSeq names its product acidic phospholipase A2 E-like. NCBI's taxonomy places the organism in Eukaryota, Metazoa, Chordata, Chondrichthyes, Myliobatiformes, Dasyatidae. The transcript has 5 exons. The record is from RefSeq and is a predicted model, not a curated record. Gene Ontology annotation, biological process: phospholipid metabolic process; arachidonate secretion; lipid catabolic process. Bases 2718 to 3488 code for a protein of 256 amino acids. Gene Ontology annotation, molecular function: calcium ion binding; A2-type glycerophospholipase activity.